AUGCGUUUCAACAUUGCUUCAUUCGUCCUUUUAGCCUCCUUCGUGGUCGCAAUCAAUGCAAAGAAUGACAUCAACCGUGUCAGAAUUGCCCGUCGCUCUGACUUAGGUAGUCAACGAAGCAAUUUACUUCCUCGACAAGAUGAUCCAAGUACUUCAUCAACAGCUGCCCCUGCAACUUCUGCAACUGAUGGUGCUACUGAUGCUGCUUCCGGUGCCGCAAGUGAUGCAACUUCCGCUGCCAGCAGUGCCGCUUCUUCUGCCGCUGGUGAUGCAGCUGCUGCCGCUCCUCCAACACCAAAAUGGAACCCGAGUGCAAGUGCUGAUUGCACUUACAACAGUGACGGUUGCCUUACCCAAGCUUCCGCUCAUGGAUGCCCAAUUCAAAUUCAACCUCCAUCAAAUGGUAAAGGAACGACAUGCUCAACUGGCGGCGGUAACAACCGCAAACGUCUUUUCAGUUUCCCAAAUCAAUUGCUCAAUCUUGACAUUCUCAACUGUGACACACUUUGCAUUCUCAGUGAUUGCCCAGCUCAACAAAGCUGCUCAGUUCAGUCAUCAGAUGGUUCAUUCAUCAAUGUUCAAGCUUUGAACUGUGACAACCUUUACAUCUUGAGCAGUGCAAGCAAGUAA
Meira miltonrushii is the source of this 630-nucleotide messenger RNA. RefSeq lists its product as uncharacterized. The transcript has a single exon. The record is from RefSeq and is a predicted model, not a curated record. NCBI's taxonomy places the organism in Eukaryota, Fungi, Basidiomycota, Exobasidiomycetes, Exobasidiales, Brachybasidiaceae. The coding region runs from base 1 to 630 and encodes 209 amino acids.